AUUAUAUAAUCCGCCACCACUGUUGAGAUGAGCUUCAGGCUCUCUGUUGGAGAGAAAACAAAGCCAAACUGAUCCUACCCUUCUCUCAUAGCGAAAAUCUCAUCCCAUCACUUUUCCUCAGAAACCCAUCUUCUCAGAGCGGAGUAGAGGAAGCACGGCGUAGCCUCGGCCAGCAGGGUUUUGGUUUUACUAUUCUUCAUCCCUGUUGAUCAAGAAUGCAAUUCUUUGGGGGUUCUGAGAUCAGUCCUUCACCUCCUGCUCCAGCAGCUCCAGGAAACAAUGGUCAUAUGAUGUAUGUGUUUAAUAGGAAUGGUGUGUGCCUUCUCUAUAGGGAGUGGAAUCGCCCCUUGCGGACAUUGGAUGCCCAACAAGACCAUAAGUUAAUGUUUGGUCUGCUUUUCUCUCUGAAGUCUUUAACUGCCAAGAUGGAUCCCACUAGUGCUGCUGAGAAAGGAAACCUUGGUAUGCCUCAGUUACCUGGCCAAGGUUGUUCAUUUCACAGUUUCCGCACUAAUACAUACAAACUUAAUUUCAUGGAAAGUCCUUCUGGAAUAAAGAUCAUCUUGGUGACUCAUCCUAGAACUGGUGAUCUACGGGAAUCCUUAAAGCGUAUCUACAAUUUGUAUGUUGAUUAUGUUGUCAAGAACCCGCUUUAUACACCUGGAUCUCCUAUUAGAUUUCCUGUUGCCACGAGAAGCUUUUUGACUGGAUAAACUUUUAAUGGGUAUUCAUAGGUGUGAGCUGUUCAAUACAACGUUGGAUCAGUAUGUGCGAGGCAUUGCGUAGAAGCUGAGUUGUCUUCAUUCAACACUGUAUAUGACUAUUGUGGUACAACGCCUUGUUUUGCAUGGUGUAUGUUGGAGGCAUUGUGCAUAGAAGCCGAGUUGUUUGACUUGUUUCCAUCAAACACUGUUCAUUUCAUUGAUUUUAUUGAAUCCUACAAUGUAUGUUACCCUGUAUUUCUCUUCAAAUAUAUAUAACAAACUCAAGAUACCUAGUGUUACACAUGAUUAGGUAUGAUCUCCAAUUUUGCUCUCAACGCUAAGAUUGGGUGCAUGUUUGGAUUAAAAUCUGCUUCUUAAGUUUGAA
Molecule: messenger RNA, 1089 nt
Organism: Vigna radiata var. radiata (mung bean)
Lineage: Eukaryota; Viridiplantae; Streptophyta; Magnoliopsida; Fabales; Fabaceae
Product: trafficking protein particle complex subunit 1
Exons: 5
Coding region: 216-713 (165 amino acids)
Biological process (GO): endoplasmic reticulum to Golgi vesicle-mediated transport
Cellular component (GO): TRAPP complex
Source: RefSeq, a predicted model, not a curated record